Messenger RNA from Eruca vesicaria subsp. sativa (arugula), 534 nucleotides. The record is from the annotation of a GenBank genome assembly. Lineage: Eukaryota; Viridiplantae; Streptophyta; Magnoliopsida; Brassicales; Brassicaceae.
AUGGGCGUGUUCUCCAAUCUCCGAGGACCCAAAAUUGGAUCGACCCACGAAGGCUUACCUGUAGCCAAUGCAGACUCUCCUUCAUCUCUCAGGCGUAAAGUUUCGACCUUUUUGGCAAUCUGCGUAGCCAUCGUCGUCCUCGUCGAGAUCGCGUUUGUGGGUCGUCUCGAUAACGCUGCUUUGGUCAAUACGUUGAUGGGUUUUGUCACCAAGUCGCCUUCGGGUAAGCUAUCUCCGACUAAACCGAAAGUUGUGUCGGGAAUGGAGAGGUGCGAGGAGUGGCUGGAGAGAGAGGAUUCAGUGAGUUACUCUAGAAAUUUCAGUAAAAAUCCCAUCUUUAUCUCCGGUGGUGACAAGGACUUCAAAUCGUGCUCAGUUGAUUGCGCAAUUGGAAGGAACUCAGAUAAAAUCCCGGAUGCAGCGUUUGGAUUACGUCAUCAACCUGGAACACUCAAUAUAAUACGUUCCAUGGAAUCAGCAAGAUACUACCGUGAUAACAAUCUUGCUCAGGCACGACGGUGGGAGAGGUUAUGA